This is a messenger RNA of Podospora pseudopauciseta, 396 nucleotides long. RefSeq lists its product as uncharacterized. Bases 1 to 306 code for a protein of 101 amino acids. The transcript has 2 exons. The record is from RefSeq and is a predicted model, not a curated record. NCBI's taxonomy places the organism in Eukaryota, Fungi, Ascomycota, Sordariomycetes, Sordariales, Podosporaceae.
AUGAAGUUCACCACCACCCUCAUCCUCGCCCUCACGGCCCUCGUCUCGGCGGCUCCCCAGCCCGACAGCGAGAUCGACGCGCGCCAGACCUGCGUCUACGACUGCGGCUGCUCCUCUGGCAGCGGCGAGCCCUCCCCUCCUCCUGACACGGCCACCUGCUGCCGGUCUGUUGGUGGGACUUUGGGCAACGGAGGCACUCUCUGCAACGGCCUCACCUUUGCCCAGGGCACCUCUUAUGCUCGUUGCUGCGCCUCCCCUGGCUUUGUCUGCUUUGCUCCUAGGGGCUGCACGCCUGUUACUGUUUAAGUGGGGUUGAAAAUGGGUUGGAGUGGCAAGGGUAGUAGUCACGGCUGCUUGGGGGGUUGGCAGGGGGAGCUAUCUAUGGUUGUGACUAUU